Molecule: messenger RNA, 1515 nt
Organism: Trichoderma citrinoviride
Lineage: Eukaryota; Fungi; Ascomycota; Sordariomycetes; Hypocreales; Hypocreaceae
Product: glycosyltransferase family 71 protein
Exons: 1
Coding region: 1-1515 (504 amino acids)
Biological process (GO): protein O-linked glycosylation
Cellular component (GO): Golgi apparatus
Molecular function (GO): alpha-1,3-mannosyltransferase activity
Source: RefSeq, a predicted model, not a curated record
AUGCUUCGAAUUUCCACUCGCUUUUGCGCUUGUUUUGAUCGUUCACCGGGCAAGUUCGUUCUUCUCGCUGUCGUUACCAUUGCUCUUUGCUAUGCCUUCGGAAACGUCGCCCGCGAUGCUGUCAUAGAUGGCGUUUAUGCACAGUUACGUAUCAACGAGUCUCUCAGGGACAUCUUGAGGACAUCGAAAUAUUACCAAAGAAAUCCGAUCAAGCCGCCAUAUAAAGACAAGUUCUGGGAAUCUGGUCAGCGGUCUCGAAACUUGACUCGAUGGAUCACUGACCUUGAUGGACCAUUGGGAUCCGAGCUACGCGAAAAGGAGAAGGAGAUGCUGCUUGCAGCUAUUGAGACAACGGCCAGCUCCCUCUUUCCAUUUCUCAACCCGGCACCUGGAGAAAAGGGCUCCGAAACACCCCUGAGCGACUUGCGGCGCUCUUUCACCAAAGGCUCCAGGGGCAUCGUGAUCCCAGCAGGAGGAAGCGAAUCACAAAUCAGAUUUACGGGACAUUUGAUUUCGACUCUCAGAGAUGUUCUUGGCUGCUCAUUGCCGAUCCAGCUGGCCUAUGCUGGAGAUGGAGACUUGCCCGAAUACCGCCGCGACGCCCUAUUGUCCCUCGACAAGACGAAUAACACAGAACUCCUAAAUGUAUGGACGGUGCUUGACGAUACUAUAUUGCGUCUGCGGAGAAAGGGGUGGGCCAUCAAGGCGUUUGCUGCUCUAGCAUCGAAGUUCGAACAUGUCAUUCUUGUCGACGCCGAUGCCGUUUUCCUCCAAUCCCCAGAAGUGCUCUUUCAGCAGCGGGCCUACGUCGAUAACGGAGCAUACCUCUUUCACGAUAGAUUACUAUGGCAGCAUUCUUUUCAAGACAGACACGAGUGGUGGAAAGACCAAAUCAAGGAGCCAUCGCCGGCGAUGAACAAGUCUCUCGUGUGGACCGAAGACUACGCCGAGGAGUGCGACUCAGGGGUUGUGGUUCUUGACAAGUCUCGAACCGAAGUCUUGGUUGGCCUGCUCCAUAUCUCAUGGCAGAAUACAAACGACGUGCGGGACGAAGUGUCAUACCAGAUCACGUAUGGGGAUAAGGAGACAUGGUGGCUCGGACUGGAGCUUGCGGGAUCAAGAUAUGAAUUUGAGAAGCACUACGGUUCGAUUGUCGGGUGGGAAAAGGAGGAUGAUGCCGAUGCGAAGGCCGUCUGCAGUUUUGUCAUUGCGCACCCGGACGAAGAGGACAAGUUGCUGUGGUACAACGGCAGUCUGCUGAAGAACAAGCUGGCUGAUCCAGACGGGUACGAGGUUCCGCUGUACUGGAUGAUGGAUGGAGAGUGGGAAAAGGGAGGGAAGAAGGACAUGAGCUGCAUGGUGAAGGGGGAGAGGCGCUGGUUGAGCGGAGACGAGAUCUCGACAUUGCAGAUGAGCAUUGAUGCGGCCAUUCGGGCGGAUGAAGCUCUGGCCAGGGCUGAAGCCGAGUUCCAGGCCAAAGCCAAAGCCGAUGAUGUUGUUGAUGAAGAUGCAUGA